AUGGCGCCACCAAAGAACGAGAGGAAUCAGGUCUUCUUGGGCUCCUUCAUUCACAGCAAGAAGCUGGACGAGCUGGAGUAUCUACAUAAUACAGCCGUUUGUGUGGACAAGUCCGGCAAAAUUGUUGCUGUUGAAGCAGAGCACGAUGUUGAGAAAAACUUGGAUACGCUGUACUCGAAGCUGGGCUGGGAUGCGAGCAACGUCGACGUACACUCGACCAAGGAGGGACAGUUUUUCUUCCCCGGCUUCAUAGACACACAUAUCCAUGCGCCUCAGUACCCAAAUGCCGGCAUCUUUGGCAAGUCGACCCUGCUCGACUGGCUCAACACUUACACCUUCCCCAUGGAGGCGUCGCUGAAGGACCUCACCAAGGCCCGCCGCGUCUAUGGGCGCUGUGUGCGCAAGACGCUCUCCCACGGCACCACCACCGCCGCCUACUACGCCACCAUCGACGUGCCGGCGACCAACCUGCUCGCGGACCUGUGCCUCGCCCUGGGCCAGCGCGCCUUCGUCGGCCGCGUCUGCAUGGACAACCCGGACAUGGCGCCGGCCGACUACGUCGACGAGAGCGCCGACGCCUCGCUGGCCCUGACGCGCGAGAGCAUCGCCCACAUCCGCGCCAUCGACCCGGACUACGCCCUCGUCUCGCCCGUGCUGACGCCGCGCUUCGCGCCCAGCUGCACGCGCGACAGCCUGCGCCAGCUCGGCGCCCUGGCCGCCGAGACGGGCCUGCCAGUGCAGACGCACCUGAGCGAGAACGUGCGUGAAAUAGAGCUGGUGGCGAGCCUGUUCCCCGAGGCCGACGGCUACGCGGCCGUGUACGACGGGUUCGGCCUGCUGACGCCGCGCACCAUCCUGGCGCACGCGGUGCACCUGAGCGAGGCCGAGGCGGGCCUGCUGGCGCGCCGCGGCAGCAAGGUCAGCCACUGCCCCUGCUCCAACAGCGCCAUCACCAGCGGCGAGGCGCGCGUGCGCUGGCUGCUGGACCGCGGCGUCGGCGUCGGGCUCGGCACCGACGUCUCGGGCGGCUACAGCCCCAGCGUCCUCGAGGCCGCCCGCCUCGCCCUGCUCGUCAGCCGCCACCUCGCCAUGCCGCACCAGCAGCCCGGCGUGUCCGACGCCGACCGCGAGCGCGCCAAGCUCAGCGUCGAGGAGGUGCUGUACCUGGCGACGCGCGGGGGCGCCGAGGUCGUCGGGCUGGAGCGCCGCGUCGGCGCCUUCGAGGUGGGCAUGGAGUUCGACGCCCAGCUGAUCGGCCUGGGACUGGUCGAGGAGGAGUCGGCGGGCAUCAAGGAGAAUGAGGGGCUGGAAGACGGCGGCGAGGAUGAUGGCAACGUGGACGUCUUCGGCUGGGAGACGUGGGAGGAGAAGGUCGCCAAGUGGGUGUUUAACGGGGACGACCGGAAUACGAAGCGCGUCUGGGUCAAGGGACGGCUGGUGCAUACGCGGGUUUGA
Neoarthrinium moseri is the source of this 1455-nucleotide messenger RNA. RefSeq lists its product as uncharacterized. Gene Ontology annotation, biological process: guanine metabolic process. Gene Ontology annotation, molecular function: guanine deaminase activity; zinc ion binding. NCBI's taxonomy places the organism in Eukaryota, Fungi, Ascomycota, Sordariomycetes, Amphisphaeriales, Apiosporaceae. The transcript is spliced from 2 exons. Gene Ontology annotation, cellular component: cytosol. The record is from RefSeq and is a predicted model, not a curated record. Bases 1 to 1455 code for a protein of 484 amino acids.